Molecule: messenger RNA, 2597 nt
Organism: Pocillopora verrucosa
Lineage: Eukaryota; Metazoa; Cnidaria; Anthozoa; Scleractinia; Pocilloporidae
Source: RefSeq, a predicted model, not a curated record
UCCAAGAUGGCGUCCAAAACCGUUGCAUAGCAUACGGAACGGUAACUAGAACAUGUACGGUACACGAAUAGUAAGCGUUCUCCUUCGUCGAACACAACAAUUCUUGAACAGUGACGGAUAUAAGAAAUGGCGCUCAGUAUGUUCCUGGAACAUGUUGAACGCAAUUUGUGUGACCUUUCCUAUCAAUUUAGCGCUGAAACCAUGGAUCACAUGCACAGAGCAACACAGCAGAUUGUUGAACUGGUCGUGGAUGACAUAGGGAGAAUAAAACCUCACCUGGAUGUUAAGGAAGUAAUAAGCGUUGGGAGUUUUGCAGAGGGAACUAAGAUUUGUUCUCCAAAUGAGUUUGACUUCAUGGCGUGUUUUGAUUUCCUCUCUAGGAGUGAAAAUGUGCGAAUUGAGGGCACUGAAGGUUGCCAACCAGGUUACAUGGUGGCUUUUCUCAACUCUGGCUUCGAUGAGGCCAUGGCGAACAUAACUAGGCGACUCUACAAGGAUAUUUGCUGCAUACACCAAGAAGGAUUGCGUGUAGAGUUUGUGGAUACUCUGAAAGAGGUUGUUAAAGCCUUGUCAAAGAAGAAGAUUGUGACUCCACAUGGUGUCAUGGUCAUUAAAGGUUCAGACUAUUUAGCUUUGAAAUUAGAGUGGCACAAGUUUAAGGAGAACUAUGAAGGUCCUGAAAUAUAUAGUGGACUUUGUGAAAGAGACUUGACAUUAACAACUUCCUACUCACUAGAUAUUAGUGUUGAUAUUAUGCCAGCAGUGUCUGUUGAAGACUUUUCUCCUCUAAGUGAUAUCCAUGGUUUUCCUAGGUAUGUAUUUGGAAUGACAGGAAACCUAAAGUUUCAUCUUGUGUGCAAAGUGUCAGGGCAGUCCCCCAAUGCACCUUAUCUCCACAUUUCCCACGCUACCACUGAGGUUUUUCUGGUGCGCCAUCUACAUCCAAUCCAUAAAAAAUGCUACAGGGUACUGAAGUAUCUUCUAACUCACAACACAUAUUUUAACAGGCCAAUAAAAGACAUUAGCCUGUCUUCUUAUGUGUUUAAAACUGCUGUCCUUUUCCAUGAACAUGAGAAGCUGUGCUCAGGUACUCCAGAUACUGUAACCUGCUGCAUUGAAAUUAUACAGUAUGUCAGAGUCAAAUUAAGGCAGGGUGUGUUUCCACCAUUCCUGAUGAGGACAACAAAUGUUUGGGGGCAGUGUUAUAAAAUUCCUGUAUCACAUGCGUGGAGGCCAUCAGGUCUAAACAGAGAAAUCUGCUCAUUUGACUGGUGUUUUGUUUUGUGGUUUCAGCUUUGGAGGCAAUUUCUUGGCAAGGCACUGACAAUAUUUCGAAAAAUAAAACUAAAAUUGCAAACAGAAGAACCAGAAACCAGUGAUAGCAGCACUUUAUUGAAUGAUGCUUCACUGACUUCACUAAACAACAUGUCUCAGACACGUAAUUUAGUGGAUUAUAUUCCAAAUAAGUAUGAUUCAUUUCUUGAUGAGUUUGCAGUUUUAAGAGAGGAUGCAUUUGUCAUUACAACUAAGUACUCUGGAGAUGCAAAAGAUACACAGACAAUUAGUUUGGUUAGCAGAUGUCCGUCAGAAAAAGUCUGGGAAUUAGUUCUACCUAAAUUUCCAGAAUAUCUCAGUCGAAUUGAAAGUGUGUGCAGCAGGGAAAUAAGUAUCCCGAAGGAAGAGUUUGAGGAAGUGGUAGAAGUGGGCUGAUAUUUUCUUGAAAAUCUACCCUGCCUUUUCUCAUCAAUCAAUGGCAAGGGAAUAUUUCCAUGAUUAAUGUCACAGCUCCUGUGUUAAUGUAAAUUUAUUAUGCAAUUCCUUCCUUAGAAUUACCAACAUCAGUUGAUUUUACAGCAAUGGCAUAAAAAGGUAGCUAAUCAUUGCUCAACAAGUUUAACUCAUUUUCUCUUCGUAAAGGUCACUGCAGUGACAUUUUACCCAUUCAAGAGCACCCUUGAUUCUAGCUUUUAACACUCCCACCUCUUCAAAAAUUGAUUCAUGGGAUAAAAUGCAACUUUUUGCCAAGUGUAAACAUAACCUCUUACCUGGUUUAGAGAUAACUUAGUAUUGGCUUUGAACCCUCUCCUGCAGGGCAUUUUUAACUUUGUUGAUUACAAUGAUUUGCUAAAAUUUAAAAGAGGCCAUCAAACUAGUUUUUAAGCGUAAACUUCCAGAGGAUGUCAAGCUGGCCAAUGAUGUUAAUGUUUUUUAAGUCUAAGCUAAGAUCAAUUCAGCUAUAAUUUUUAUAUUUUUUAAGUUUUUUUUUCUGGUGUGUAAUUUUUUUAACAUUUUAUAUUCAUGUGUACAUAGAUUAUAGAUUAUGUAUUUAAAUUUCUUUUUUUCUUUUAAUAUUGGACUUAAUUGUAAUUGUAGAUUUAAUGCAUGUUCAUAUUUUGAACAAGCACUUGUGCUCUUGGACAAUAACGUGGAUAAAUAAAUUAUUGUAUCGUAUUGAAAAUACCCAAAUUUUGCAUAAACUUUUGUUCUUAAAUAAUCCAGGGAGGCCUGCAUAUUCCAAGAACAUUUGAAAACUAUAACUUAUGCAAAAUUUGGGAAGAGGGGAGGGCAAAUAGACUGUAUUAUGGGGAAUUAGAAAA